Molecule: messenger RNA, 1311 nt
Organism: Episyrphus balteatus (marmalade hoverfly)
Lineage: Eukaryota; Metazoa; Arthropoda; Insecta; Diptera; Syrphidae
Gene: VhaAC39-1
Product: V-type proton ATPase subunit d 1
Exons: 3
Coding region: 190-1236 (348 amino acids)
Biological process (GO): vacuolar transport; vacuolar acidification; proton transmembrane transport
Cellular component (GO): proton-transporting V-type ATPase, V0 domain; early endosome; vacuolar proton-transporting V-type ATPase complex
Molecular function (GO): proton-transporting ATPase activity, rotational mechanism
Source: RefSeq, a predicted model, not a curated record
AAAAUAAAUUAAUGGUCAUAUGACAUUUGUGUGGUGGUUGGUCGAUAAGAAGUGAAAAAAAUACCUUAAAAUCACAUUUCGUGGAAUUUUCAACUCAAUUUUUUUCUAAUUCUACAAGAAAAAAAAACACAAAUUCAACAAAAUAAAUCUUCAUCUUGCUUGAAAAACCAACAAAAUCCAUUUACAAAAAUGACUGGUUUUAUGUUCAAUAUCGAUGGUGGCUACCUUGAAGGACUUUGUCGUGGAUUUAAGUGUGGAAUAUUGAAACAAGCAGAUUACUUAAAUUUGGUGCAGUGUGAGACAUUAGAAGAUUUGAAGCUCCACCUUCAAGGCACUGAUUAUGGUUCUUUCCUUGCCAAUGAACCAUCACCACUCUCUGUCUCUGUUAUCGAUGACAAAUUACGAGAGAAACUCGUUAUUGAGUUCCAGCACUUGCGCAACCAUGCUGUAGAACCCUUGGCCAGUUUCUUAGAUUUCAUCACUUACGGUUACAUGAUUGAUAAUAUCAUUCUUCUUAUCACCGGAACCCUUCAUCAGAGGCCAAUUUCUGAAUUGAUCCCAAAAUGUCAUCCAUUGGGCAGUUUCGAACAGAUGGAAGCCAUUCAUGUGGCUGCCACUCCAGCUGAGUUGUACAAUGCCGUUUUGGUUGAUACUCCACUUGCCCCAUUCUUUGUCGAUUGUAUUUCCGAGCAGGACUUGGACGAGAUGAACAUUGAAAUCAUUCGUAAUACAUUGUACAAGGCCUACCUUGAGGCUUUCUAUGAGUUCUGCAAAAAGAUUGGUGGAUCGACUACAGAUGUCAUGUGUGAAAUUUUGGCUUUUGAAGCUGAUCGCCGUGCAAUAAUUAUUACUAUCAAUUCUUUCGGAACCGAGCUGUCCAAGGACGAUCGCGCAAAAUUGUAUCCACGUUGUGGUAAAAUGAAUCCAGAUGGUCUUGCUGCUUUAGCCAGAGCCGAUGAUCCCGAUCAAGUUAAGGCUGUUGCUGAGUAUUACGCAGAAUAUGCUGCCCUCUUCGAUGGUUCUGGUCAAAAUCCCGGAGAUAAAACUCUUGAGGACAAGUUCUUCGAACACGAAGUCAAAUUAAACGUCUACGCAUUCUUGCAACAGUUUCACUUUGGUGUAUUCUACGCUUACUUAAAGCUCAAGGAACAGGAAUGCCGGAACAUAGUUUGGAUUGCCGAGUGUGUCGCACAAAAACAUCGCGCGAAGAUCGACAACUACAUUCCAAUCUUCUAAAUGGGUUCACUUCAUUUAUUAAAAAAAAAAUUAUAAUUACGCAAACAAAACAAAUAUACAAACAACUUAUUGGAA